AUGGCCGCGCAGGAUGAGCUGAGUGCGGCGCUGGGUGGGGCCCAGCCCAUCAGUCGGCUCCACAAGCUGCUGAGCGUCCCCAGCUGCCGUCUCAAGAUCCUUAAAAAACACCAUGCUCCCCUACAGGCAGCCAUCCAGCAGGCUCUGUCCGAGUCCAAAUUCGAGGUCCUGGCCCUGCUAGCCAAGAUCCUGUAUCGCCAGCUCGAGGACCCGUCUGAUCGCAGCGGUGUCAGCACCUUUAUCAGCGAGGCGCUUCGGCAACAGCAUUUUCUCGAGCUUGUGGGCCCCAAAGCCCCAACGGCCGUGGCUGUGGCCUUUUUGCGCAUCCUCAUGUUCUACCUCGGCUCGCCGCGCCGCAAUCUCCACUCGCGCAUCAUGGCCGGCAUCAUUCAAGCCCUGCUUGAGGUGACCUUUGGCACGGGCCAUCCCGAUUGUGGACUCGCGGCAGCCUCAGCCCUCAACGCCAUGAUGCAGAGCGCUCUGCCCAACCAGCGCGAGCUGUACAAACGUGAAUGCAACCUGGACCAUCGCCAGUUGGCCACGCACUUGCAGCGUCUGCCUGCCCUGGGCGACUUUGAUCUACAAUUUGAAGCGCUCCAAGUUCUCUACUCCAUCAUGGGCUCCAAGGAUCGCGAGGCCAUCGCGGGUCAUUGUGAUGGGGUGUUUCCAGCAUCGUGGCAACAGGCUUUUCAGGACCUGGACGUGGCGGCCUUUGACGAGGAGGCCUGUCAGCUUUUGGUCGAGCUCAAUCAGGCCGUGAAACACCCCAGCGUGCAAUCGCUGACGGCACGCUCCAUCAAACACGAGGCUCGUGCUCAAGUCGCUCGGGCCUUGCAGGAAGAGCGCACGCUCUGCCACUUCAACCAGCGCUCGCAAUGCCUGACGUACACCAACAAGGACGAUUGUGUUGUGGUCAUCAAGGCUCAGCAUGUGACGCGCUUUUCCGCAGCCAAAAAUGUGCUGACGGUGCAGGUAGAGGGAGCAGGACAUCCGUUGGCAGGUGUGGUCACGCUGACGUUUGAGCCGGCGAUUCACCCGGGACCGGCCGCGGCACUGGUCUUUGGAGCUGACAAGCAAGAGCGGGUGGAGCCGCGCUCGGUCGCUGUUAUCAUGCCCAUUCGAAUUGACAAGCGUCAGGCGCAGGACAAGAUGGUGCGCACAAUCCGCUCUGUUACCGUGGGUGUUCGUGCCACAAGUCCCGACAAUGACGGGCCGGCGUCAGCCUGCACGGACGCCGACUCGAGUUCCCACGCAUCACCGGAACAGCCCACGCAGGUGGAUCCGGCAAAUCAGACGGACCAACAAAGUUCCUCAGAGUCGCCAGAGCCAACCAAGAGGUUCGGCCACAACCCAGAUCCAGAUCUGGGUUUGACCUCGAGCCAGGAAUUUGAGUCUCAAGAGCUGCUCAAACCACGGCCAAACCAAGCUGAUGCUCGGGCUGGUGCGCAAGCACGCGCCGUGGGUGCUGCAGCCGCGGCAACAGCGUCCACCAAAGCCGUUCAACGUCCUGGUACCACCACCACCACCACCAAGGCGCCUCGCAAGAGCAGCAAGCGUGGGAAGCAGCGUCCAUCUGCCUCGCCAGCCGAGCAAGAUCCCCCGUUUAUCAAGAAACACGUGCAGGAGAGCGAUUCAAGCAAUGCAAGUCCAGGCUCUGUGCAGAGCAACGCCGCAGAGGGCAUGACACGAGCAGCAGCAGAGGCUGAAUAUGACCACGCACUUGCCGAAGCGAAAAAGAAGCUCGAGGCUCUGAAGAGCGCCAAAACUGCCUCAGAGGCUCAGGCGGCAGGGAAACGGGGCCGCAUGGGCGAAUUGCCCUAUCGCUCGCUGGUCGUGGUUCGCACGCCACGCAGCGAGGUGCAAGCCAUUCCUGACACCCCACCCGAGACUAGCCCAGCACCUAUCACCAAAGCGUCACAGCCUCAGAUCGGGGAGGAGCCCUAUACCAAGGCGCUUUUGGCGAGUUGCGGCCUGACACUGGCAGACUUGCAGGAGGCGAUUGACGACGAAGACGCCGAGGAUGGCGAUGGCGAUUGCGGCCCAGAUGGUGGCCAGAGCAAUGGUGAUGAUGAUGGUGACGUCGAAGCCAUCGCCAAUGGCAACGCGAGGCGCCGUCGGGAGGCAGAGGACUCGAUGGAUACGGAGGAGCUGGCCGCGGUGCUCGAGGCUGCGGAGCGUCGUCGUCUCGUCCGCUCGACUGCAGCUGCAGCUGCAGAGGACGUCGAUGAGGACUCGUUGGACCUGUCGUCGGAAGCGGGCCAAGCGACGGCCAGCCCGGACCUGGUGAGCAAGAAAGCAGAAGGACAAGAGGAAGAGCGGGCGAAGCGUGUCGUGCGCAAGCAAGCAGCCGGGUCAGCGGGCAACAAGAAGUGGAGCGGCAAGCGCAGUACACGAAGCAAUGCUGCCGUCCAGCAGUGGGACUCUUCCACAACGGGGCGGGCAUCAAAGCAACGCCAAACAACCCGCCGAGCUGGCACCAAGAAGAACCAUGGGCAGAAGCGUGCGGCUGUGCCAAACCGCCACAAGGACGAUCAUGCUGAUGAGGACGAGGACGCCGAGGAGCAGGCUGAACAGGAGCCGUCGGAGGCGCCCGAGCUGUCGGAGCAGGAGGCACGCCAAAGAGCCAAGGCGCUGCGAGGUGGGCGGCGGCGCAAGCAGGUCAUGGACAACAACGACGCGCCACGAGCCAAGCGGGGCAAAUCCGAUUUGUCGAUUGGCCAACCGCAGGACCCGACCCCGGACGUGGUGCAGUGGAAGGCUCAAAAGUCGAAUGUCCGCCGAUCCGACGGCGCCGGGGUUCAGCGGCGUCUCAUUCUCGAUGACGAGCUUGAAGCAGCAGCGGUGCCCGAUUCGCCUCGAGUGGCUUCCGACCAGGUUGCUCAGACGGAUGCGGGGGAUGAGGUGGAGACGGCAUCGCUCGCGGCCCUUCAAGAUCGGGCGCGUGCCACCCUGGCCACGCUGGAGCAGCAAGAUGACGACCUGAUGACCAUGAUACAAGGGCGGCACGCCAAGCUUGGGCUGGCAGCGCAGGGCCAGCAGUUGCGCCGCCGACGCCGGCAGCUCGUGGCACGAGGCCAUAAGCUGCUGCAGCAGCUGGGUCAAGAGCGCCAGGUGCUCAAAACCCGGCUGCUACAGGCCAAGGUGGCGUGGGGGGAGGCGCAACGCCUGCUUGAGAGCAUCUCGACCGAGGCGGUCGCCACCAAGCUGGAACAACACUCGCACGCAGCUCGCGAAGGCUGCUUGCGAGAGGCCCUGCAAGUCGUCCAGGCCAUGACUCAAGAUUCGGAGCGCGCUCGCUCCAAGCAGCUCAUGCUCAUGGCCUCGAUGCUCGAAUUUGCCGAUCACCAAAGUCGUCUUUCUUUUUUUUUUUUUGUAUGGAUGUUUGUAUUUGUAGAGAGACCUGUUGUCAACGAGCCCGCGCCCCUGCUUCGACCCGCCGAAAUGGACCGCUACCGGAUCAUCAAGACGUUGGGCGAAGGUGCCUAUGGCAAGGCGCUGCUCGCCAAGCACAAGACAAGCCAGAAGCAGUACGUCAUCAAGGAGAUCAAGAUGAACAAGAUGUCGGUCAAAGAGCAACGCGAGUCUCGCAAGGAGGUCGCCGUUCUCAAGAAGAUGGCUCAUCCUAACAUUGUUUCCUACCAUGACUCUUUCGAGGAGCGCAAGAGCCUCUACAUUGUCAUGGACUACUGUGAUGGUGGUGACUUGUGCCAAAAGAUCAACGCGCAGAAGGGCGUCAACUUUCCGGAAGAUCAGAUCCUCGAUUGGUUUGUGCAACUGUGCUUGUCCAUCAAGCAUGUGCAUGAUCAAAAAAUCCUGCAUCGUGACCUCAAGUCCCAAAACAUUUUUUUGACCCGGAACAACAUCCUCAAACUCGGUGACUUUGGCAUCGCUCGCGUGCUCAAAACCACGGGCGAAUUGGCUCGGACCUUCAUCGGAACUCCGUACUAUCUCUCUCCGGAAAUUUGCGAGAACAAGCCGUACAACAACAAGAGUGACAUCUGGUCUUUGGGUUGCAUCUUGUAUGAGAUGGCAACACUCAAGCAUCCUUUUGAGGCUGGGUCCAUGAAGGGCUUGAUUCUCAAAAUCAUCCGUGGCAACUAUCCCCCAAUCCCCUCCUUUUACAGCAAGGGUCUGCGCAGCUUGGUGGAAAUGUGCUUCCACCGUGACCCGCGUCAGCGCCCGAGUAUCAACCGCAUCUUGGAGAUGCCCAUCAUCAAGCGCCGCAUCGCUACUUUCCUCGGAGAAACGCUGUAUGCCAAGGAGAUGUCGCACACCAUCUUGCACAGCGAUCCUUCAAAGAUUCGCGCGUUGGAUCCCGAGCUGAGCCGACCAAGCUCAGGUGCCCAGCGUCCGACCAGCGCCGCCUCAAUGGCCAGCAGUCGAGCCUCUGGUCCUCGUUUCGUCAUGCCAGGAGGCUCUGUUCGUUCUGAACGCGAGCGACGCUCCCGUGCUGGGGUGUCCUCGUCAGCUUCGGGCCACAGCCGUCGCUCAGCCGCGGGUUCAGGCCACGCCGGUAGUGGUGGUAGCAGCAACAGCAGUCGCAUUGCCUCUGCUGCUAGCGUCUACAAUGCCCCCCAGCCCGGGCAACGCAACCGGCAGCAGCGUUUGGCCGCCGUCUACGGCCAGAAACUUUCCAAGCCCUCCGGCAGCUCGGGCAGCUCGGGCAGCUCAAACAAGGCUAAAAAGUCCCAUGAUGAUGAUCGCGUGCGCGCAUUUGAUGCUCUGAAGAACAAGCAAGCUCAGGAGUACAAAGAUGAAGUGCGUCAGCGCCACGAGAAGUUGGCUCGAAUGGUGCCUGCCGGGGCCGAGCGAGGGGCUUGGCGACAGAACAUGGCCCAGCCAGCCAAGGCCGACGUCAACCGCGAGUACCGCCAGCGCCAAAAGCAGGCCAUGAUCAACAAGGCUCGCGCCCGUGGGCAGCCCAUUGACCCUUCAUGGCUUACGGACGACGAUGACGGGGCCACCGCGUCGGGCAACAAACCAGCUCCUGCACCGAUUAAUAACAAACAGGUCCCGGCAGCUCGCCCCACUCCAAUGGCCGCAGCGGCGCCCCCACCUGUCAAGAGCGCCGCUGGGGGUGCUUCAUCACCCCACCCACCCGCAUCAGCGCCCCCCUCCGGCGACGGAGCCAAGCGCCAACCUGGUCUACGAACCUUGGUGAACCGUGCCAACAAUCGUGCUGAUGCGCCUGCCGCCCCACCACGACCGCAUUCCGAGCCCCCCGCAAACAUUGAUUUGCUGGAAGAUCACGAAAACGAGCAGGUUAAGGAGGCUGCUGCGCAGCGUCCGAAACCCCAGGCCUGGGAAGUGCCUUCGGCGGAUCAUAGCAGCAUCUUGGACACGUAUUCUGAGCAGGAGCUGCUCGAGAGCUUGCAGCGGCGUCGGGCUGCCAAGCAACACCAGGCCAAGGGUAUGUGGGGCAAGCAGCAGCAGGUCAACAUUCCCAUCUUGGGGACGAUCGUGGCCGAUUCCCCCGUUCCAACUGAAGCGGGGACAGAGGACGAGGAACACUCCGCCGACACGCACGAGGCGACCAUCAUUCCAGAGAAGCAGGACAGCCAGCACGAAGAGGAGGCCGACAAUGGCGAGGAGGAGAACAACGAGGAUGAGAACAACAACGAAGAGGAGAAGAACAAUGAGGAGGAGGCUGAUGCUGAUGACGGCGAGGAUUACGUGCAGCUUCUGGCCACCAUGAAGGCCGUCAUGAGCCAAUCCAUUCAACAUCGUUCCAAAGUCGGCGAGAGCAAGCCAUCAGGCAAGACUGAGGCCAAAACCGGGGUCACCAGUGAUCAGACCGCUGAGAACCAAGCGAACGAUGACGAUGAUGAUGACAGCUACUUUGAAGAGUCGGAGGAUGAUGAUGACGAGGACGAGGACGGUGUAGCCACGCCAACCCAGAUUGCCAGUCCCAGCAAGGCGGAGCCUUCUGGUGAUUACGACUCGGAGGAUGAUCAGGCCACCGAGCAAAUGUUGGCACAGAUGAAGGCCAUGGUCGGCGCAGAGGAUAAGCCAAAACGCAAGCGAGCGGCCGCCGAGCAGACGGGCAGCGUGUUUUUGCGCCUCGAGAUGGCGCGUGCCGAACUUGAGCAGCAGCUGGGCGAGCACAAGUUUUUGCAAGCCUAUGCUCUUCUGCAAGAGAUGCAGGAGGUCGAUGAUGAAGAAUCCACCCACUUGGAAGAGCAGCUGCAGGAGGUGCUCGGACGCGAUCACCAUCAGGAAUUUUUCCAAAAGCUCUUGUUUCUGGUUACACAGGAUGGACAGCACUUUGACAAUACAGGCAGUGCCCCUCCUGCCGCCUCUGAAGGUGUUAAGCAAGCAAACAAUGAUCGGUCGACUGGCACAAGCCUUGCUGGUGGCGUAAGCCGGGCCCGCAAGGACGACGAUGACGGCGAUGAUAACGGUGAAGAAGACAACGAUGAGGAUGAGGAGGACAUGGAUGCUUUGCUCAGCACUCUCAAACAGUGCAUGGAACAGGAACAACCCGAAGACGACUUUUCCCGGAGUAUCCAGCGCUCCAUGCAGGCGCAUCUGGCCUCGAUGCGGCUGGAAACGGGAGGUGAGGCGCUUUCGAUUCGUCAGCGCGAUGAUGCGCCCAGCGGUGUCCAAGAUGGCCACGGCGGAGGUGUCGAGGACCUCCAUGAUGAUCAAGGCGAAGACGACGACGACGAUUUGGACGUGGGUUCAACGCUAUUGAUGAAUCCAGCCGCCAUGAUGGCUGAUGGUGAUGGCGAUGGUGGCAGUGAUAGCCAGGCCAGUAGCGACGACGAGGACGCCGGUACACCCGUCCUCGGCGCGACGACCACCAUUGCUCACGAGGUGGACGAGGACAUUCAAUCUGGAGAGGACAAGAAGAAGAAGAAGCAAUGGUUUGUUCCAACAUAG
This is a messenger RNA of Monosiga brevicollis MX1, 6882 nucleotides long. RefSeq lists its product as uncharacterized. Gene Ontology annotation, biological process: protein phosphorylation. NCBI's taxonomy places the organism in Eukaryota, Choanoflagellata, Craspedida, Salpingoecidae. Gene Ontology annotation, molecular function: protein kinase activity; ATP binding. The transcript has 31 exons. The coding region runs from base 1 to 6882 and encodes 2293 amino acids. The record is from RefSeq and is a predicted model, not a curated record.